Molecule: messenger RNA, 1389 nt
Organism: Penicillium chermesinum
Lineage: Eukaryota; Fungi; Ascomycota; Eurotiomycetes; Eurotiales; Aspergillaceae
Product: bifunctional nucleoside/nucleotide kinase/histidine phosphatase family protein
Exons: 3
Coding region: 1-1389 (462 amino acids)
Biological process (GO): fructose 2,6-bisphosphate metabolic process; fructose metabolic process
Cellular component (GO): cytosol
Molecular function (GO): ATP binding; 6-phosphofructo-2-kinase activity; fructose-2,6-bisphosphate 2-phosphatase activity
Source: RefSeq, a predicted model, not a curated record
AUGGCUUUGAUUGACAUGCGGUACGUGCAGUCCGAUGAUUCCAAGAUAUGCGUCGUUAUGGUUGGCCUCCCGGCCCGAGGCAAAAGCUUGAUCUCCGGAAAAGCAAUGCGAUAUCUCGGCUGGGUCGGCGUCCCAGCGCGAGUCUUCAAUGUUGGCAGCUACCGACGUAACAAUACCCCCCAGCCGGCUGCGAAUUUCUUCGACCCACACAAUGAGGAGGGUGAGCGUAUGCGACGGGCUGCUGCUGAGGCUGCACUGGAUGAUAUGAUCUCAUGGUUUAACGCUGGCAAGGGAGUCGUGGCCAUCCUUGAUGCGACCAACUCCACCAAGAAGCGCCGCCAGUGGAUCUACGAGAAAUGCUCGGAAGCCAAUAUCGAAACCCUGUUCGUCGAAUCUAUCUGCGAUGACGAGGACCUUAUCAUGACCAAUAUCCUGGAGGUGAAGACCACCUCUCCGGACUACAAGGGCCAGGAUCCUGAGCUCGCCGCUCUCGAUUUUCGCAACCGGAUUCGCAACUACGAGAAGGUAUACGAAACAAUUGACGAUGGCGAGAAGCACUACACUUAUGUCAAACUCAUCAAUGUUGGCUCGACUGUGAUUAUCAACCAGAUCAAGGACUAUUUGUCCAGUCGUCUGGUAUACUACAUCCAGAACUUGCACAUUAAGCCACGUUCGAUCUGGCUAUCCCGCCACGGUGAAUCCGAAUACAAUUUGACCGGCCGGAUCGGUGGCGACUCGAACAUCUCCGAGCGCGGCGAGGCGUAUGCUCGUGCCCUACCCGAGCUGCUGCGCAAGUCCGGCAUCCCCCCGAACACGAAGAUCGUGAUCUGGACUUCAACUCUCCGCCGCACAAUCCAGACCGCACGCCAUUUGAAGGCGGAGACAGGUUUCGAGAAGCUGGAGUGGAAGGCGCUGGACGAGCUGGACUCGGGCGUCUGCGACGGGCUGACAUACGAACAAAUCGCGGAGAAAUACCCAGAGGACUUCGCCGCGCGUGACGAGGACAAAUACAACUACCGAUACCGCGGCGGCGAGUCGUAUCGUGACGUGGUGAUCCGCCUCGAGCCCAUCAUCAUGGAACUGGAGCGCAGCGAGAACGUUAUCAUUGUUACCCACCAGGCUGUGCUGCGGUGUAUCUAUGCCUACUUCAUGAAUGUGCCCCAGGAGCAGAGUCCGUGGAUGGAGGUGCCUUUGCACACUCUGAUUAAGCUGACUCCUCGGGCUUAUGGCACAGACGAAGAGCGAUUCAAGGCGGAUAUCCCUGCUGUGUCUACGUGGCGAGGAAAGGGAAGCUCCGCGCGCCACCAGGACUACACUGCCGCCAAUCCAAAGAGCCCUGAGCAGGAGGCCCCCUCUGAGGCUCCGGCCGAGGCCAAGGAGGAGAAGUAG